This is a messenger RNA of Pelobates fuscus (common spadefoot toad), 1400 nucleotides long. RefSeq names its product keratin, type I cytoskeletal 47 kDa-like. Gene Ontology annotation, molecular function: structural molecule activity. Gene Ontology annotation, cellular component: cytoskeleton. The transcript has 8 exons. Bases 29 to 1336 code for a protein of 435 amino acids. Lineage: Eukaryota; Metazoa; Chordata; Amphibia; Anura; Pelobatidae. The record is from RefSeq and is a predicted model, not a curated record. Gene Ontology annotation, biological process: intermediate filament organization; epithelial cell differentiation.
ACCAACGUAUGCCAUUGAAAGAUUAAACAUGACCUCCUACUAUUCUAGUUCUCUUGUCCAGAGCAAUAGAUCAUUUUAUGGUUCUGGUGCUGCCAACAGAUCUGGAGGCAGUUUUGGUGGUAGCACUGGUGGAGGCUUUGGUAGCAGCUAUUGGUCAGGUGUUAAUGGUGGAGCAAGUGGUGAGAUUUCCAUCAGUUCAUCAGACAGUGGUUUUGGAGGUGGUUUUCCUGGAAAUGAAAAGCAGACCAUGCAGAGCCUUAAUGACCGUCUAGCUGCUUACCUGGAAAAAGUGAGAGCCUUGGAAGCAGCUAACAGUGACUUGGAGCAGAAGAUCCGAGAAUGGUACGAAAAGCAACUUGCCUCUGCAAAUGCCAUAGAUUACAUCAAGCAUUUUGAAAUCAUCCAAGAUCUGCGGAACGAGAUUCUUGCCACCACUCUUGAAAAAUCCAGAGUUGUUCUACAAAUUGACAAUGCCAGAAUGGUUGCCGAUGACUUAAGACUUAAGUAUGAGAAUGAGCUUCUACUCCACCAGAUUGUGGUGGCUGAUAUAAACAGACUAAGCAAAGCGUUGAAUGAACUGACCAUGACAAGAGAUGGUCUUGAGAUCCAGAUCGAAAGCUUGACUGAAGAGCUAACCUAUCUGAAGAAGAACCAUGAGGAGGAAAUUAGUAUUGUGAAGAGCAGUGGUGGUGGCCAAAUCAAUGUCGAAAUGGAUGCUGCUCCAGGUUUAGAUCUGACCAAGAUUCUGAACGACAUGAGAGCAAACUACGAAGCCCUGGCUGAAACAAACUAUAGGGAUGCAGAGCAAUGGUUUAACCAACAGAGCAAGGAGCUGAAGAAGGAGAUAUCAGCUGGAAUGGAUCAGGUGCAAACAAGCAAAAGAGAAAUCUCUGAUUUGAGACGUUCUCUUCAGACUUUGGAAAUUGAGCUUGAAGCCCAGCAGGCAAUGAGAAAAUCAUUGGAAAAUGCAAAGACGGAAACACAAGGUCGUUAUGGUGCACAGCUCCAACAGCUCCAACUUACAAUAAGUGGUCUAGAAGAACAGCUUUUCCAGGUCAGAUCUGACUCGAAAAGCCAGAGUCUGGAAUACCAGCAACUUCUAGAUAUCAAGAACAGACUGGAGCUGGAGAUCAAAACAUACUGCCACCUGCUGGAUGGAGAGUUUGGCUCCAGUUCAUCCAGUCAAUCAGCUGUCGCUGUGUCUCCCACCCAAGAUUCUGUAGAUCCCAAAAAAGGUCCAACCAAAACCAGAAAGACUAAGACCAUUGUGGAGAUAGUGGAAAAUGGAACCGUUGUAUCAGCCGAGUUAGAGGAAACUGAAGAAGAGAUUGACUAAUCACAAAUCAAGAAUCCUACUGAUAACAGUAGACUAAAACCUCAACUAUUAAGGAUCUUUAUUA